Messenger RNA from Salvelinus fontinalis (brook trout), 2991 nucleotides. RefSeq names its product von Willebrand factor A domain-containing protein 5A-like. Bases 88 to 2529 code for a protein of 813 amino acids. The transcript is spliced from 21 exons. The record is from RefSeq and is a predicted model, not a curated record. NCBI's taxonomy places the organism in Eukaryota, Metazoa, Chordata, Actinopteri, Salmoniformes, Salmonidae.
AUUCAUUCUGAACUUGGUAUUGUUUUUUUAAUCACCUGGACCAGUAAAGCAGUUUUUGAAAACCAUCACAGAUUUUAAGGUGCCAAAAUGGUGAACUGCUGUGGAUUGAUAACUGUCAAGAAUAAACCAGUGCCUCUGAAGAGUAUUGCUGUGGAAGUGAGUGUCCAGGGGCAUGUGGCCACUGUGAGCUCCACUCUGCAGUAUGAGAACCAGGAGAAGAGCCCUCUGGAGGCCAUCUUUGUUUUCCCUCUGCCAGGAGAGGCUGCUGUCUGCAGGUUCAGCGCCAAGAUAGGACAGACUGAGGUGGUGGCUGAGGUUCAGGAGAAACAGAAGGCGCGGGAGCAGUAUGAUGAUUCAUUGAGCUCGGGCCAGCAGGCCUUCCUAUUGGAGGAGAGUGAUGAGAGCCCGGAUGUGUUCAAGCUGAGUGUAGGUAGUCUGCCUCCAGGGGAGAAGGCCUCUGUCAGCCUAGACUAUGUGACAGAGCUGGCUGUACAGGCUGACGAUGGCCUGAGGCUCUGCCUGCCCGCCGUGCUCAACCCCCGCUAUCAACCCCAGGGGUCAGACAGUGGUAGUGGUGGCAGUGCCCUGGUGUCCUCGGUGCCUGCUGCUUCUGUGCCCUACAGUCUGUCCCUCACUGCCCGUGUGUCGUCCCCUCAUCCCAUCUGUAGAGUCGAGUCCAACUGUCCCCUGGACCCACUCAACUACCUCAACACAGAGAAAACCCAAGCCACGGUCAGUCUGGCUGCAGGUCAUCAAUUUGACCGGGACGUUGAGCUGUUGUUGUAUUACCAAGACACCCAUCAGCCUACUGCUAUAGUAGAGGCAGCACAGACUUCUGCCAAGCCAGGCUCUCUGAUGGGCGACCCAGUGGUCAUGCUGAGCCUGUACCCAGAGUUCCCCAAAGAUGUGAUGUCGACGAUGACCUCACUCGGGGAAUUCCUUUUUGUUGUGGAUCGCUCUGGCAGCAUGUCAUGCUCCAUGCACAAUGGGUCUGGGGCUCAGGACCGCAUUGGCAGUGCCAGGGAUACUCUGCUGCUCUUGCUGAAAAGCCUGCCAAUGGGGUGCUACUUCAACAUCAUCGGCUUUGGGUCCAGUUAUGAGUCCUUCUUUCCUAAGAGUGUGGAGUACAGCCAGAAGACUAUGGAUGAGGCUCUGCAGAAGGUGAAGGCAAUGAGGGCUGAUCUCGGAGGUACAGAGAUCCUCCAGCCUUUAAAACAUAUCUACCGCCAGCCCUGCCUCCCUGACCAGCCCAGACAGCUCUUCUUGUUCACUGAUGGUGAGGUGGGGAACACCAAGGAAGUACUGGAUCUGGUGAAUGCAAAUGCCGGCUCUCACAGGUGCUUCUCCUUUGGGAUUGGAGAGGGGGCCAGCUCUGCUCUCAUCUCUGGGGUGGCCAAGCAGGGCGGAGGGCACGCACAGUUUAUCACAGGACAGGACAGAAUGCAGCCCAAAGUGAUGCAGUCCCUCCGGUUUGCCCUGCAGCCGGCUGUGGUGGACAUCUCCGUCAAGUGGAAUGUCCCAAAGGGGGUGUCUGUCACCCCUCUGUCUCCACCAAUCAGAGUGCUCUUCCAGGGUCAAAGGGCACUGCUGUAUGCCCAGCUCACUGGGAAGAGCUCAGGGGACACAGAGGGCUCAGUGACAGUGAAGUACAGCCUGGCUGAGCAGCCUGUUGAGAACCAGCUGAGCUUCAGUCUCAAGCCUACAGAGGACACUGGACUGACCGUCCACAGGCUGGGGGCUCGAACCCUGAUCCGCUCCCUGGAGAUGGAAGAGAGGCAGGGGGAUGGGGAGAAGAAGGGAGUGAAAGAGAAGGUGGUAGAGCUCAGUGUCCAAUCAGGAGUGAGCAGUGCCUUUACUGCCUUCAUCGCUGUCCACAAAGUAGAUGGAGAGGCUGUGCAAGGACCGAUGCUACGCAGACAAGUCCCCACGCCAAGCAGAGCAGGCAACAGAUGGCACACAGACAGCAGAGCUGUGGACAGAUAUGCAGGGACAGACUUGGAGAGACAGGGAGUCUCAGACUCUGGUGAUGAUGUAUCAGACUCUGACAUAAACUACAGAGGGUAUAUGGGUUUUCGUCGUCCGAGGAAGAGGAAUGGGACCAAAGUGCAGCGUGAGUAUAUGGGUUGUCGUCGUCCGAGGAAGAGGAAUGGGACCAAAGUGCAGCGUGACUCUGACUGUCCAGCCCCAGCCUCUAAUCCUGUGAAGGACCCUCUCCUCCAGUUGAUCUCCCUCCAGAAGGCCUCUGGUUCCUGGGUCCUGGAGGCAGCGUUGGCUGAGGUGCUGGGGAAGACUGAGGAGGAGGUGGCCAAGCCAAAGCCUGCACCGGUGGACCAGGAGGUGUGGGCCACGGUUCUAGCCCUGGUAUGGCUCUAUGGGUUCAAGAUGGAGGCUCAGGAGGAGUGGCAGUUUCUGGCCACGAAGGCAGUAUCAUGGAUCCAGGCUCAGAAAGCAGCCAGUGUGUCCGAGUGUGUCCAGGCUGGGAACACCCUUCUGGGUUGCCAGGUGCAGAAAGACACAUUGGGGCUCUGAGACGUUCACCCUGGCUGUCCCCCACACUCCUGCUACUCUACUCGGGGUCAGAUAUACACGCAAACCCACCUGCUCCUGGUCCCCUCCUUAAAGCAACAUGGUGGAACUAGCUACUGUACCGGUCUGAACAAGCCCAAUUAUCAACCUCUUACCUAUAUUAGCCUACUGUCAUUUAAUGUAGGGGCACUUAUGUAUCGGUUGUUAUUAACAUAUCAACAUGAAUCUAUGUAUUACCAAUACCGCUAUACUUGUUAGACUUUGCUUUGGUUAUCAAUUCCAUAAAGCCUACUGGAAACAAUGUGUUAACAGUACUUGUCAUCACUAACCAAAAUGCUUGGUAAAAUGGAAAGCUAGAUGAGUGCCUUUACUGUGUGAUCAUGUAACACUGUCUAUAUUCAUGUAUUUCCUCAUAUUUUACCACUGUACUUUAAAAUCAUAUGAUAAAAUCCAUGAUAUUCUACA